This is a messenger RNA of Capsicum annuum, 1201 nucleotides long. RefSeq names its product protein MIZU-KUSSEI 1. Lineage: Eukaryota; Viridiplantae; Streptophyta; Magnoliopsida; Solanales; Solanaceae. The record is from RefSeq and is a predicted model, not a curated record. Bases 404 to 1135 code for a protein of 243 amino acids. Gene Ontology annotation, biological process: hydrotropism. The transcript has a single exon.
AUAUAAAUGGCAACUCGUUGCCCUAAAACUUCCGCUAUAUGCAGAGUUCGGAAAUUGACCGAACCAUAAGACCGUCUAUCAUGCGCAACCUCAUCUUACAAUUCUGCAAGGGACUGUUUCCACCAUUUGAACCCAUUUAACAUAAUAUUCUGAAAUGAAAAAAAAACUAAAACACAGAAAGCUACCAAACCAAGUUAAAGUCAAAAUGGUCCCGGAGAGCCUCAAAAAAAAACAAAUAAGCACUGGAUAUAUAUUGUGUAAAACACCAACGUGCUUUCCACUUCAUCUAUCUUCAUAUUAUAUUACAUUCCACACCACGUCUACAAUCAUGGCAUAUCAUAUAUUUCCCUUCCUGGUGAUGAUCUUUCAACGAAAUUAAAUUAACAGAUCGAUAAUAUACACCAUGCCAUCGCCAAAAACACUGCCGUCUCAACCGCGAAAUGUGGUGGCACCGGAUAGAUCGCCAUCGCGAUUACCUGCUUCUCCAGUUCUCUUGCAACAACCAUCUCACAAGAAAGGUCAGUGGAAAUCAAGAAAACUCUUCAGACGUGUCAAGUCGGUUUUCAGGUCAUUUCCAGUAAUAAACCCUCCGUGCAAGAUGCCGGUCUCCCUACAUGGAAACCGGCCUCACGAAGGGCAUAUACACGGAGGGAAACAGAUGACUGGAACCCUCUUUGGGUACAGAAAAGCUAGAGUUAAUCUUGCUAUUCAAGAGAAUCCACGAGGCGUUCCGUUGCUUGUCCUCGAACUUUCCAUCCAUACUGGUAAGCUGCUCCAAGACAUGGGUUCCGGACUUGUCAGAAUUGCUCUCGAGUGUGAAAAGAACCCUUCUGAGAAACUCAAACUCAUCGAUGAGCCCAUAUGGACCAUGUACUGUAAUGGUCGAAAAGUUGGGUACGCUGUGAAGAGAGGGCCUACAGAGGAUGAUCUGAAGGUCAUGCAAAACCUUCAUGCAGUGUCGAUGGGAGCCGGUGUUCUGCCUACUGCGAACGCCGAGUCCCCUGAAGGAGAGCUAACUUACAUGAGAGCAUUUUUUGAACGGACCGUUGGAUCAAAAGACUCGGAGACAUAUUACAUGAUGAAUCCUAAUGGCACCAGUGGUCCUGAGUUGAGCAUAUUUUUCGUUAGGAUUUGAUCAACUGCAUACACAUUUGUACUUAAUUAAUUAAUUAAUUAAUUCUAUUUCUGUUCUUCAUCUUCA